This is a messenger RNA of Solenopsis invicta (red fire ant), 811 nucleotides long. RefSeq lists its product as uncharacterized. The transcript has 3 exons. The record is from RefSeq and is a predicted model, not a curated record. Gene Ontology annotation, biological process: regulation of transcription by RNA polymerase II. Bases 335 to 811 code for a protein of 158 amino acids. Lineage: Eukaryota; Metazoa; Arthropoda; Insecta; Hymenoptera; Formicidae. Gene Ontology annotation, cellular component: transcription regulator complex; nucleus.
GAAUUAAAACGGAAAAAUUAACUCACUUUCGUAAAAUGUUUUCGUAGACAACACGUGUCCCAAGUGAGAAACAAAUUUAAAAAAAAGUUUUCUGUCGAUUGUAUCAGUAUUUUUAUGUUCAAGGAGCAUGUCGUCAUUGAUAAGUAAUAAUAUAUAAAUACAUAACGUGUGUUAAAAACGCUGUCUCACAUGUGUACGUUUUCACGUAAAUUCAAUAAAAUUAUAUUUUAUUAACUAGGACAGAUUUAAAUGUGGUUACUGUGGCUGAGCUGUUUGGCGCUACAAAAAUGAAAGAAUUUCUCACAGUUGCCUUGCAAACUGUGAUCACUUAUUCAUGGAUAACAAUAGAAACCUCUUUAUAGAUGAGACACAUUUGCAUAAGACAGAUAGCAACACUGCCAUUGAAAUAGAUACUGCUGAUAAAGAAAAUAUUGCUGAGAAUUUUGAAAGCACUGCCCACGAUAAUUUAAUAGAAAACGUAGACGAAGAUUUAAUAGCUACAGUAAAAGAGAGACCAGCCCUGUAUGACUAUCGAAUAUCCGUAAAGGAACGAAGAAGGAAACAGAAAGAUCAUUUGUGGCAGGAAGUCAGCAACUGUUUAAAAGGUUUCUAUUCUGCUGCAGAAGCAGAAAAAAAAUGGCUCUAUCUAAAAGACUGCUACAGAAAAGCCAGAAAUACAAUAAAAAAGAAAGAGAGUUUUGUACAAAAAAGUGGGACAGCUGGUUUACCUAAAACUUAUGAAAUUAAACCGUCUUGUCGUCAUUACAACGCCAUGACUUUUUUAAAUGAUACAUUGGAAUAUCGACAGUAA